GCGACCGUGACCACGACCUCCAACUCAACUGCUUAGGGCAAAUUAGCAUACCAUAAAUGCGGCACAGCAAUUAUUCCUUGUACGCAUUUGAAUGCUUCGUCCUUGCACACUCGUGAAUCGAUUGUGUUUGGUCGCGUGAUCUUUCGCCCUAUAACUCUCUGCCUCAGUCGACCAUCACAACCCUCAGUCAGUUCAGCAAUUGAUAUACGAAAAUGGGCGGAACUACCAGCUCUUUAUGUGCACACGUGGAAACCAAAAAUCAGCAGGAGCCCGUUGAAACAGUGACACCGACAAAACCUUUGGAAACUGUUUCCUCAACAAAGUCAGAGAGAAGAGGUGAUGUUGAAAGUGUGUCUAAACAAGCAAGCCAGACUGAGGUAGUGAAUGUUGAAGAGGAAAGGCGGGACGACGCGAUGGGAAUAUGUUGUCCACAUCAGUGGGAACAAGCCGAUGUCCGCAUUGAAGACAAGCCCGAAUGCGUUCAGCCGAACGAUCAAGAAAGUUUACUUGACUCUUCUGAAACCACUGAAAUAAGAGAUUAUGGAGAGACAAACCAACAUGCCUACGAAGGACACGAUCUGGGGCAUCCAAUAUGGAAGUUAUUUCCUGAGGAUCUGGACCAACGCCAUCAAAGUGUCAGCUCGUAUGAGACAAACAAACAAAGCUCUCACAUAGCUGACGACUAUGACCGUUUACCAUAUGAUGUAAAGGAAACUAAUGACAAUUACGGAGUAAACAGCGCGGAAGGUAGGACUGGCGAUUUGAAGGGGAAUUUUGUUGAUAACGACCUGAGUGAACCAAACGACUUGAGUUCAACAGCUCCUGAAUCCCCGAGAUCAAAUGCAGAGAUGUUCCAGUCGAUAGCGAAACAGAGGGAGAAUUUGCCAUGCUCAUCAGCCGACAUAAAUUUUGGUGCAUUACAACAGAGGAAUAUGCUUAAUACCAUCGUUCACCCUGGUCAGCCAGAUGGACGAAUUCACUGUCAUUCAGCCCAUGGGUAUGGAACAAAGAAAUCUUCUCACUUUACAAGACCUGCAUCAAGUGGGGGCGAGCAAAACGAUGUCAGACCUCGAUUCAUGGAUUUACAUAGUCCAGUAAAACUUCCUGAGGUGAGCGACGUCAUACCUUUGGUGCAGUCUACCGUUGAAGUGCGACCUCCGCCCCACAAGCAUAGUAUACCUGAGUUGGAUGGACACCAACAAAAUGCGUACCCCCGAGAUAAGUUAAACGAUAGGAAUAGAUCGUUAUUAGAUUUGGGUCCAUAUACUCAAGUGGACCAGCCGGAAGAACGCUUGCGCGAAGGCCACGUAAUUGUGAUAAAUGAAACUGCCGACUCAGAAACCUCAAUGUACGCAUGCGCUGGGGGACCAAGCGAUGAUCCUCUAAGCGUUAUAGGUGAAAUAGUGGAAAGAACCUACACGACGGAUACAAAAGAUGAUACAGAAACAAACCAAAAGAUUGAUGAAAUCAAGCUCGAUCCAACCGGAGGCAAGCAUUUUGAAUCAGACGAGAGACAAACAGGCAAGCGCUCUACAUCUCUGUCAUUAGUCACCAUAAACAAGCCUGAAGUUGAGGUAACGCUUACAAUGGAAGAGAUUGCAGCUUCUGUUAAUAAUUUAACACGUCACUCUCUGACGGAAGAAGGCGAUCCACCAAGGUCGCUGUUCAGUGAAGGAGAUGCAACGAAUUACCUGGCCACCCUGAAUCAACCACGUAGUGUUUUUGGUUAUACACCUAAAAGUUUACAACAUACCGUCGCUUCGAAUAGUGAUCUCUACGUCUGCAAUGGCGUUCAUCAACAGACCGAAACACCACUUGUGAUAGGAAAAAAGGAAGAAACAAAGGGUACACAAGACGAGCCAUGCAACAUUGACAUUUCCUGGGAAGGUGCCAUUUGCACUCCGAAUCUAGAUGAACAUGUUAUAAGAAAACUAGAGGAGUCAGUAGUCCAGAUGUCGAAGGUGGGUUUGGUGUACACUGCUAAGAAGCAGCGGGUAUGGGGAACGAACAGUGAACCGCAGUCCCCCGAUACCAUGCAUGAUGAUGUCCAGCAGCGGAAAUCAGUGUACACAGCCGGGUCGAUUCAGGGCAAAAUCGCUCUAAUUGGAAGUCAAACGUGCUCCCCAGCACCUCCCGAAAAAGUUGCACUUGGCGUGACAAAAUAUCUGCGCGUACUACAGUCUGCCGAUGAUUUUGACGUUCUCGCAGCUGAAGGUGAAUCCAACCAAUCUAUGUCAGAAUACAAUGUUUUGCACCAGGUUCAGAAACAGUCAAGUUUACCAUGUGUUGUUGUGGACACGCCAGAGAAUGAGGACCGCGUAAGUGUUUCAUCAGAUGGAUGUACAAGUAGUCCACAGUUUGGGAGUACGAGUCAGAACACCAAUGAUCCGCAUUCUAACAAUGUGCCCGUCAAGGUGAUAUAGAACACUGGGAGCCUAAACAAGAGAUGCAAGUAACCGCAGCCUAUGUAUUUAACGGUUUACAUCCAGCGCAUUAAGCUUAAGGGACUCGCUUUUCAGAAGCCCGUCGCUUGUAUGGUAUUUUAAUUUGCAUUAGUAUAUACCAAUGACUCUAAUGCGUAUAGUGAACAAAAGAAGGCGUGAUUCCGCAUUAGUACUACCCAGGUAAGCGCAACAAGUGCUGCGUUUGACUUUGUUUUCCUCUUUCACAAAAUUUGUAUACGUCUGACUAUUCGUACAGGAUCAUUUUCCGAGGUAUACAGAGGUUUAACUGCCUAGUUUUUGCUUCUUUUACUUUGGAUUUUAUUCAGCAUUGAUAAAUAUUCUGUUAUGAAAUGAAAUAUAAUUUUAGUUUCCUUCAG
Molecule: messenger RNA, 2821 nt
Organism: Dicrocoelium dendriticum
Lineage: Eukaryota; Metazoa; Platyhelminthes; Trematoda; Plagiorchiida; Dicrocoeliidae
Source: the annotation of a GenBank genome assembly